Messenger RNA from [Torrubiella] hemipterigena, 4201 nucleotides. NCBI's taxonomy places the organism in Eukaryota, Fungi, Ascomycota, Sordariomycetes, Hypocreales, Clavicipitaceae. The record is from the annotation of a GenBank genome assembly.
CUCGAAGCGGGGCUCUCCACUUACAUCCAUCAACUCUCUUUCCGACAUCACCGGCUGCAACUCUGUUCCGCAUACAAGACCUUUCACUUUAAUCUCAUUUACUUCAAAGCCAUACUGAAACCAUGUUAAUCACCGAAAGCCAUGUCGAUGUCCAGACCACUGCCAAUGACAAGAACAGCACCAUGAGUAACAAAUGCAUCAAUCCCAGCUGGCAGCCCAGUCUCUAACGCCGCGCACAGGGAUAUACCUCUUUCAUCCUACAAUCCCUGGCUACCCUAAUGCCCGCUUCCCAGGUGUCUGUCUCUUCAGCGAAAUCUACCAGGUUACCGGCCCUGUGGCCCGAUUCGCUCGCCAAAUCGCCGGCCAUGGAUACAUUGUUGCCGCCCCCUCUUCAUACCACGACUUUGUAGGACCCGAGCCUCUAAAGUAUGAUUCCGCCGACACCGAUCGCGGCAACCAGUUCAAGAUUGAAAAGACGCUGGAAUCAUAUGAUGCUGAUUCCUACAAGACCGUGGACUACCUUCUCUCGCUGCCUACCUGCACUGGUCUCAUUGGUGCCACGGGAAUGUGCCUCGGUGGUCAUCUUGCCGUUCGCGCAGCUCUUGACUCCCGCAUUUCGGCCUGUGUCUCUUACUUUGCCACUGAUAUUCACAGCCGCACCCUUGGACCAAACACUGGUGCAAACACCGCCGCAGUUGGAGCAGCUGACAGCAUCCACACCCUAGACCUCUUCUCCAAGUUCAAGGGCGAAGUGGCCAUGAUCUUUGGUAUCAAGGAUACACACGUGCCAGAUGCGGGUAGAGACUUGAUCCGAGCCAAGCUUCGCGAAGCUGGUGUAUGCUUUAGCUUCCACGAAUUUGCUUGGGCUCAACACGCCUUUAUCCGUGAUGAGCUUAGCAAGGGUCGCUAUGACCCUGCCAUCACGAAGGUGUGCUUUGAGGUGCUCUUGGAACUCUUUGGUCGUGUGCUUAAGACUGAUCUUGGCGCCAAAGAAGCCGUUGCACCACCAGAGCAUGAUUGCUAAAAAUCCUCACAAUGGGGAAAUUUGAUGAGAUAAAGCAUCAUAGUCAAUAUACGAUAGUGUGUCUAAUUGAAGUAGCCAACGCCUGGUCCUCACAGAGGAUGUUCUAUACUGGGAUAAUUACAAAACAAAAAAGCAAACAACUUUCCUAAUUUUUGCUUCAUUAUGCUAAAGCUUUCUCCUGUGACAUUCUUACUGUCUGUGAGGAGAUCGCGAACGUGUCUUGGUAGGCCAGUGCACAGCACGGCGGACGCUGGACAUGGAUGGUCGACCUUGCUGCUGCUCUUCUUCUGUCAUUACCAUUGGAGACGACACCUGGUCACGGAAGUGUUGUGAUAGAGGGAUCUCUGUUUGAGCUUCCUCAUCAAACGUGCCGAGUCGGGGCCCGCCUGACUUGCUAGGGAAUCGACCAUCUACCGGAGUAGCUGAGAUUGUGUCACCAGCCUUGCGACGUCCACGCUGACUCUCUUUCUUAUGAAGAUCAUUGCGCAUUUGCUGGAUCUCACGAGAACGGAGAGGAUCGUCCUCGGCAGCAAAAUCACCAGGUGAGUUCUGCGGCUCCGAGUCUCGCGUAUCCCACGCACUAAGGGUUGUCUCAACAUGGAGAGGUCUAGUGUUGAGCUCAGAGACUGCGUGCUCUUCGGCCUGUUGGUGCUCCUUAGCUGUUUGCUCCUUGGCUGUAGGCACCAUACGUGCGGAAUCCUUGCUCUUUGCAGCAUCCUCACGACUUUGACUAGCAAAUGCAUCCGUAACAGCCACGGAGUAUGUGGGGUUGGUUGGUCCCCCAAGAGUUUCUGUUCCACCACCAGGAGCAUAGAUUGGUACUUUCUUGAGCGCCAAAGCCAACGCGCACAUAAACUUGGAUCGUCUGGUAGCACGAAUGCUGUCAUUGUGCCAGUUUGACUUAUGCUUGAUGACGAACUCGAGCGUCAUCUUGUCAAGGUUAUUGACGCUACCGACGCCGAUAUUGAAAUCAGGGUGGAAAUCGCGUGAGUUCUCAGGGGCACGGACGAAUUUCUCCAUUUCCACGCGGAGCAAUUCAAUGUCCUCAAACGACGUAUCGUAUGAGACGUUGACCUCAAAGCAUUCAAUCAUAGCCCUGCUUCGAGUAACGUUGUCGACCCAGAGGUUGUUGAGUUGAAUGUUUGGAACCUGUACAGUUUGCAUCUUGUCUGUGCGAACAAAGACUGAGUACAAAAGGGAGAUGCGCUCGACGACCAUUUGAGUCUUGUUGAUCUCAACGCGGUCACCGACAUCAUAUGGAUGCUUGACAAAAAGAAAGAUGCAAGAGCCGAGGAAUUCUUGUGUGGUUGUAGCAAAAACGAAGGACAGUGAGAGCAAAGCCGUUCCUGCAGUCGCCACAGUCUUUAGGAAGUCACUUUGGAAUGCCCACAGGAAGAUGAAGAUACUGACAAUGAGCACAAUGAAGAGCAGGACUUUGUCAAACGCCUGAAGUGCUUGGCCAAUAUCCUUCAUUCCCUCACUAAUGGCCUUGCGUUCUUUGCCGAGUUCAACAACCUUUAGUACCAUCUCGUCAAGACUAAUGUCUCCAUUCAGAUCAGCGUCGAUCAUACCAAAGGCUUCCUCAGCUUCAGCGGUAUAUUCGGGACCAAGAACCUCGUAAAAGUCUUCAACGAACAGAGCAUCGCGGCCCUCGCAGACAAAAGAGAGCCAGAUUCGACGAGCCAGAGCUUCGGAAGGCAGGCGCUUCUCAAGGGCCUCAAUGACGAUGGAAUGCGCCGAGUGCGGGUUGAAGACUUGCUUUCCAGCAAUCUCAGACGCGACGUUGCCAAAAGCGGAUGUUACCUUACCACCAAGGCGCGAGACAUCACCAAUCAGUUUCAUGGGUGUAGCGGAUCCAGUUCUUUUAUGGUGUCCAGAUUUCUUGCGAAGCAUCAUUUCAAUGCUAUCAUCAAUGAUGUAGUCUUCUUCAGCGAAUUCGGUGCAAUACAUGGGGAAUAGUGUGCGGGAGGCUUCGUAGAGCAGACCAAGCAGACGAAUUUCGUGCUUUGAAUCCUUGAUACGGUUCGCAAAGGAGCGCUGGUGAUAUGUCACGCCAAUGAUUUGCACCCAAGCCUUUUCUGCCAGGAGGACACCGCUGCAACCAAAAAGAGCCUUGAGAACGCGGUCUACAGCAACGACCCACGGGGUCGGACCGUACAAGCCUUUAACAGGAUUGUUUUCGAUAUUCAAGGCAUCCGUGAAGAUUCGGUCGAAGGAGAUGAAGGAUGCCAAGCCCCAAAAGAAGAGGGAGAGCGGGAUCUUGAGGUUUUUGAGGACAGUGGCAUACUUUCGAACGCCAGCACUAACGAUGCCGCAGAGGAACAUGAAGACUUUCGGCAACAGCCAGGCGGCAAGUUUACCGACCCAGAGGGAUAGCCACCAUAUCUCAACCCAUACGAGAAUACGGAGGGCGGUUGGACCAUCUUUUGCAACGCUGUCACCGUCCUUUGUAUCUUCUUGACUGUCUCGAUUCAAUUUAGCCCCGCCGUGGACGAGAAUGAUGAUUGGGAUCGCGAUAAAAAUGCCGAUAGGGAUUAUGUAAACCAAGUUGCGAACAACGGGAGAUGAGCUGACAACACGACGGUACAGCCUUCCCAGAGCAUUGACCUCGACAGAGUCGCCAGUGCCCUUGCGAGAGAGGCGCUCAACCUUUUUUCGCUUGCCGGCGUGCUUGUGUAAGAUAGAGCCGGUGCUCUUUUCUUCUGUCGUGGAGGAACUAGCGUCAUACGCAGAGUUUAAACGGUUAAUUGUCUGGUUGGGCAUUCGAGAGCCCGUGGAGGCGGCGCUCCUGACCGUGGUCAAAGGGAUGUCUCUCUCGGUCAUUUCGUCUGCACCACCGUCGAGAGCGUGGAAGCCGGAUCGUUGAGAUGCUCGUGGGGAGGAGAAAGUGACCAUUUGAUAAAAGGGCCCAGUUGCUCAGCACACGGCGCCCUUCGGGACCAAUUGGGGCUGCAAGUCUCAGAUUGCGACUUGGAUCGACAGGGCGAGAGGGUUGGGAUGCCUUGGUUGAAAGUUGUCUCGCUUGUGCUGGGAGGGAGACUGGGAUGUUUGUAAUGCGGUCGAGAGGUAACGGUAUGUCGGGAAUAACUGGCUGGCGGCAAUCUGUAUAGAGAUUUCAGGCGUCCUGCGCUUUGACGAUGCUGGCGCUUGUGGUGGAAGAGGGACGAGCGUCGUGGG